AUGCCUGACUAUGUACACACUGAUAAAGGUACCUCAUUCAUGUCAAGAGAGGUGCAGGAAUUUUUACACGAGAGAGGGGUGGCCACAAGCAGGACGACCCCUUAUAAUCCCAGAGGGAACUCUCAAGUAGAAAGGCUAAACGGUUCAUUAUGGAAAGCUAUAACUCUGGCCUUAAAAACUCAAGGACUCCCGGUUUCCAAAUGGGAGCAGGCGUUAAACCAAGCCCUGCACUCUCUUCGUUCUCUGCUUUGUACUGCUACAAACGAGACACCUCACGAGAGAAUAUUCAAGUUCUAUCGCAGGUCCACCUUCGACAAAUCACUCCCGACAUGGUUAGCUCAACCAGGAAAAGUAUUGUUAAAAAAGGGAGUCCGUGCAUCAAAAUAUGACAAUGGUACAAUAGCUGUGGACUUAAUUACAUGCAACCCACAGUAUGCCAUUGUAAGACUUCCUGAUGGAAGAGAAGAAACAGUGUCAUUGCGACAUUUGGCCCCAGCUCCAAGAGAGGGACAAUCAUAG
This is a messenger RNA of Biomphalaria glabrata, 519 nucleotides long. RefSeq lists its product as uncharacterized. The transcript has a single exon. Gene Ontology annotation, molecular function: nucleic acid binding. Gene Ontology annotation, biological process: DNA integration. Lineage: Eukaryota; Metazoa; Mollusca; Gastropoda; Planorbidae. The coding region runs from base 1 to 519 and encodes 172 amino acids. The record is from RefSeq and is a predicted model, not a curated record.